AUGUGUCGCAAUAUAGUCGUCAUGUUGGCUUUCUUCGUGCUGUGCGCAGUUCCCGUAUUAUCGACAUUCAACAACACCGUUCCGUUGUCAUUGGAACGCCCGAAGCGAUUUUUAAGCUUCCCAGUGAACGGUGGCUUAGCGAAGAUAGUGCUUGGGUUUCUGGCGCCGGUCCAUUUUCAUCAUUCCCUCAAGCGCAGCCUCAACUGUGGUGUAAACUUGCAAGCCAACUAUAUGAUCACUCCGAACGUUGUCUUCCCUCGACCGGAAUCAGUUUUCCAGAACCGCCGGUAUGCCGAUCCGUCCAGUCGGAAGCAGUUGUACAGUGCCCUGGAGAAGGUGCUGCGGGUGUCGUUUGGGGCAGGGGACCGUGCGCGAGAGUGUCUGCUGCGAACGGUGUGCGAGGUCGCGGACACCCCCCUCAAGCAUAACGGCCUGGUGGGAGAGCUGUUGGAUGUUAUAUUUACACCUCAACGAACGGAUACACUUUCCCCGAAGUUCCUGAAGGCACGCCGGUACGGUGCCAACGGCGUCGAUUGCUCCAGGCUUUACUCUAGAUGCCCGUGGGGUAUGGCGUUGCUCGAUCGUGUAUCCGCUUUGUCACUAUAG
Anopheles cruzii is the source of this 606-nucleotide messenger RNA. RefSeq lists its product as uncharacterized. The transcript has 2 exons. The record is from RefSeq and is a predicted model, not a curated record. Bases 1 to 606 code for a protein of 201 amino acids. NCBI's taxonomy places the organism in Eukaryota, Metazoa, Arthropoda, Insecta, Diptera, Culicidae.